Molecule: messenger RNA, 1146 nt
Organism: Aplosporella prunicola CBS 121167
Lineage: Eukaryota; Fungi; Ascomycota; Dothideomycetes; Botryosphaeriales; Aplosporellaceae
Exons: 2
Coding region: 321-968 (215 amino acids)
Source: RefSeq, a predicted model, not a curated record
UAACCAAGACCACUGAUUCUGCAUUUCAGCUUAGCGGCAUGCAUUGCAAAAAAAAAAAAAAAAAAAGUAGGAAAUAAGAAAGUGGAAUUCUCCGCACUUUGCCGAGCAUUCUGUUACAUUAGCCGUAGCGUGUGAUGAAGCAGUAGGUUUGUUUCCCAAGUGAUGGUGCACAAUGCAAUCCUCUGAGAGGUUUCCAGGGGGGCUCGAGGCUGGAUGCUCGAGCCUACUGCGCCGCUGGUUCGCGGGGGCACGACAUGCCGGAAGCGUCGAGAAUGGCCGGGUGCAGUCGUGCGAUGCUUCUAGAGUAGCUCACAGCUCACAUGCGUACAGGUCUCGGGGAUGAGUCGGGACGAGCCGUGUCGAGAAGUGACGAGUUCGGCGCAGUAAGCAUUUGGGCCACAUCGAUGGCGGCUUGGCGUUCGCAGACGGCAGAGACACAUCGCGCCACCAAGCCGUGUGCAGCUUGCAUGGCAGUGCGACGGUCAGAAGGCCUGCGGGGUCUCCGCUCGCCGGCAGCACGGGACAGCACGGGGCAGCACGGGCAACACGGGCAACACGGCCAGAAAGCGUGGCUGCAGGGGGGGACAAGGCUAAGGGCGGCAAGAGAGAGCCGCAGCAAAAAGCCGCACUUUAUUGUUUUGGCGGGCGGCGUUGGCGAGAAUGCUUGGUAUGCUUGCGUUGCAUCGCGCAGGAGCCAAGUUGCAUCGCGCAGGAGCCAAGUGGCAAUCCGGAGAGAGUGUGGGUUCUGGGCAGAAUCCGGAGUUUGGCCUGGAGAUUUUGUGGGUCGCGCUGCAUCAUCAGGACAGCGCGCAUCAUCUGCUGCCAUGGUUGGUUGGGGCCGUUAUCCCCUCCUUAGCACUGCAAGUCUUUUCCUUCUUCUCUCGUGGGUGUUGGCGCACCUCUUUCCUUUCUUUACAAGUCGUUCGUGCCUUCCAUGUUUCCAUUUUGUUAUUAUUAUUUUUUCCUAAAACUUUCUUUCUUUCCAUACUUUCGCCCUUUUGCCCUGCCGCGGCUGAAGGGCUGAAGCGGGUGGCCGCCGCUUCCGCCGCCGCCUCAUGCGGCAAUGCUGCUUUGGAUUAGUCCAGGCCGUGACCUAAUGCGACUUUGGGGUGCAACGGCGGGCACUACGUCACCUGGGAUGAAUGG